AUGGCUUCCACAAUGCACAAAAAGUCUGACCGUCGCGUUUGGAAGGCCUGUGUCGCCUGCCGACGGAAAAAGGUAAAAUGUGACGGAGAGGAUCCAUGCCACGGCUGCCACUCACGCAACGAGAAAUGCGAGUAUCCUGAGACUAACGACAACGCCGCGGCCAGCCGACGCGAUGCGAGCUCUUUGGACAGGCAAUACCAGAAUCUUGAGGCGUUAGGAUUACGGCUUGAGGGUCUCGCCCAGACGCUGUCAGAAUGCAUCCUUGCCAUUCGCGGUUCCAGCAAGGACAUGGAAUUACCCCCUGACCCGGGUUCGGGGUCUGGUUCACGGUCAGCAUCGAGGACGGGAUCCCUCCCUGCGGAAGAGGGCACCGAGCCGGAUGAUGAUGUUCCUGGCAACGAUCACCCAGACGCUCCACCAACUCCCACAUCAUACAAAGCUCGGGAUCGCGUCGGGCAUAUGGUACCUGAUUCGUAUGGGCGUAUGCGAUACCUCGGUGGUGCAGCCAAUAAUCUGGUUAUCCAAGCAGUGCAGGGCUUGUCGCCGUCUUCGGGCCACUCGCCCCAUUUAACCCAAGCUUCGAUCCCCCAGGCCUCGGUCGAGAUGCCCUUCUUCCAACAUGGACAGGUCUGGCCCGAGCUCCCCUAUCUGCCGUCCGCGAAUGAACUGGCCCGUCCACCCCAAUAUGUAGCAGACCUCCUUGUUGGUGUUUACUUCGACCAGCUGCAUUAUACAUUUCCCAUUCUUGACAAGACGCGGUUUGUUUCCCAGUAUCACGCCAUGGCUGCCGGUAGCCCUGUGGAACGCGGAUUCCUGUCCGUUUUCUUUGCCGUUUGCGCCUGCGCCUCAGGGCUACUGCCGCGCGAACCCGGUGCUGUGGGCCUCGUCGGCAUUGACUACUACCAAAAAGCUCUCCUGCUUUUUUGGGCCUCCAGCGGUGAAGUCUUUCUGGAGCAAGCCCAGUGUUUGGGCUUACUUGCCGUGUGCUCCGCAGGCUGGAACACCGUGGCCCAGAGCUGGCGUCUGGCGGGUCAGGCGGUUCGCAUCGCCCAGGAUUUGGGCCUUCACAUCGCAAGCCUGAAGGAUCCCCACUUUUCCACCAGCGACCACGCUGCCGACGCCCAAGUCGCCCAAAGGGUUUGGUGGAGCUUGUUUACACUGGACUGCCUCACUUCCAUCUGCCUCGGUCGUCCCAUGGCCGCCACCUUGGACGACUGCUGUUGCGAGCUGCCCUCGACCGACGGGGACAGUGCGCCUAUGUCUGGCUUCGUCGCCUUCACUCGCCUGUGUCGGAUAGCCGCAGAGGUGCAUCGCAUACAUGGGUCGCCGCCAGUCCGGGGAGGGUCAUGGACGGCGCGCUGGCAGCGUCUGCCGACAGUUGACCAGCUGGUCGGCGAGCUGGACAAUUGGUUACAAGACCUGCCGGACGAAAUUCGAUUUUCCGCCAACAGGAUCCAAACAGGGCCCAGUCUCACCAUGUGCUUUAUCGUCUUCAUUCUUCACUCAGCUACCAUCAUGAACUUGUAUAGGCCCCUGGUCGGACAAUCUCUGUCUACCCCCACCGAUCCAAGUAGCGAAUGCAUAAGUGCGGCGCGGAGCUGCAUUCAGGCUGCAGAGCUGAUCCGCGAGCGGGUGCCUCCCUCCCAUCACCUGGCCUUCUGCGUGCAGUAUCUCACCAUCUCCGGCAUUCUAUUGUGGACUAUGGAGGACCCACAGACAGAAAAGCCAUCUUACCAUCUGACCGACGUCUAUCAAGCCCUACAAUCUCUGGUUGAGUUGGAGUGCGUCUGGCCCUGCGCUAGCCGUGGCCGUGCAAUUCUGGAGCGUCUUUUGCAGCAUCCCCGGGGGGACGCGAGUUCUUAUCUGCCCUCUUUGCCCGUACUCGACGGACUUUGGGAUCCCUUUCCAUCUACUGACACAGAUAUGGCUUUUGGUGGCCUCUAA
Molecule: messenger RNA, 1944 nt
Organism: Aspergillus welwitschiae
Lineage: Eukaryota; Fungi; Ascomycota; Eurotiomycetes; Eurotiales; Aspergillaceae
Product: Zn(II)2Cys6 transcription factor
Exons: 6
Coding region: 1-1944 (647 amino acids)
Biological process (GO): regulation of DNA-templated transcription; DNA-templated transcription
Molecular function (GO): zinc ion binding; DNA-binding transcription factor activity, RNA polymerase II-specific; DNA binding
Source: RefSeq, a predicted model, not a curated record